CACCCCCAACCUCUCUCAAUUCAGUCAGUCAGUCAGUCAGUCAGCCAGCCAGCUCAAUUGCUCCUCAUCCUCUUCAUCCUUCGAUCACACUCUCCGAGGCGUGAUCCGUAAUACCGUCAAGAUUUUCUCCACACAUCUCAACUCGCGGCACCACCCGUUCAACGGCCGGCGCACUUCCAACCGUGGUGGAGCACCGGACAACGCGUUAUACAUCCAGUAAACAACUCGCGUUACACCCCUCUCUAUCAACGCAAUGGCUCCCCACGCAAGUUCGGAAGUCGCCAAUGGCGCCGUGAACGGGUCCGCUCAUUCCGCCCCGCUGUUUACCGUCAACUCUCCCAACGUCGAGUACACCGAUACCGAGAUCAAGAGCAAGUAUGCCUACCAUACCACCGACAUCACCCGCACUGCCGACGGCAAGCUCGUGGCCACCCCCAAGGCCGCGACCUACAACUUCAAGGUCGACCGCAAGGUCGGCAAGGUCGGCAUGAUGCUGGUCGGCUGGGGUGGAAACAAUGGCUCCACUGUGACAGCGGGUCUCAUCGGUAACCGUCGUGGCCUCGAGUGGGAGACCCGCGAGGGCACCCGCGCGUCCAACUACUACGGCUCCAUGGUUAUGGGCUCCACGAUCAAGCUGGGUACUGACUCCAAGACCGGCGAGGAGAUCAACGUGCCGUUCCACGACAUGCUGCCCAUGGUCCACCCUAACGACCUGGUCGUCGGUGGCUGGGACAUCAGCAGCAUGAACCUGGCGGACGCCAUGGACCGGGCCCAGGUGCUCGAGCCCACCCUCAAGCAGCUGGUGCGCAAGGAGAUGGCCCAGAUGAAGCCGCUUCCCAGUAUCUACUACCCCGACUUCAUCGCCGCCAACCAGGAGGACCGCGCGGACAACCUCAUCGAGGGCUCCAAGGCGUGCUGGGCGCACGUGGAGCGGAUCCAGCAGGACAUGCGCGACUUCAAGGCUCAGAAUGGGCUGGACAAGGUGAUCGUCAUGUGGACGGCCAACACCGAGCGGUAUGCGGACAUCGUGCCCGGUGUCAACGACACGGCGGACAACCUGUUGAAUGCCAUCAAGACGGGCCACCUGGAGGUUUCCCCGUCCACUGUCUUCGCAGUGGCUUGCAUUCUGGACGGCGUGCCCUUCAUCAACGGGUCCCCCCAGAACACCUUUGUCCCCGGCGCGAUCCAGCUGGCGGAGAAGCACCAGGCGUUCAUCGGCGGCGACGACUUCAAGUCGGGCCAGACCAAGAUGAAGUCGGCGCUGGUGGACUUCUUGAUCAACGCGGGUAUCAAGCUCACGUCGAUUGCCAGCUACAACCACCUGGGCAACAACGACGGCAAGAACUUGAGCUCUCAGAAGCAGUUCCGGUCCAAGGAGAUCUCCAAGUCUAACGUGGUGGACGACAUGGUGGCGGCCAACCACAUCCUGUACGCGAAGGACGAGCACCCGGACCACACUGUGGUGAUCAAGUAUAUGCCGGCGGUGGGCGACAACAAGCGGGCGCUGGACGAGUACUACGCGGAGAUCUUCAUGGGCGGCCACCAGACGAUCAGUCUGUUCAACAUCUGCGAGGACUCCCUGCUGGCGUCGCCGCUGAUCAUCGAUCUGGUGGUGAUCGCGGAGAUGAUGACGCGCAUCAGCUGGAAGGGCGAGGAGGGCGAGUACAAGGGCUUCCACAGCGUGCUCAGCGUGCUGAGCUACAUGCUGAAGGCGCCGUUGACCCCGCCGGGCACUCCGGUGGUGAACUCGCUCACGAAGCAGCGCAGCGCGUUGACCAACAUCUUCCGGGCGUGCGUGGGUCUGCAGCCGGAGUCGGAGAUGACGUUGGAGCACAAGCUGUUCUAGCUGUAGCGUUGCUACACAGCAGCGCCUUUUGAGGCAGCCUCUGCAACUCUAGCCGAUUCCUGGCUGUCAACUGAGCUAUUCUUCAGCUGUCCGAACUAGUCUUAUCCAACUAUAGCCACUCAUUAAUCCACAUCAUCCUUAGAUGAUAUUGACUAUCUCCAUCUCCUACGGACACCCACAUUACUACCAUCGUUGAACGGUAUUUCUGGACUGAAUCCCGCCCGCCAUUCGUAGAUGCUCUUUCUUCCACACUUCAUCCCUUGAGAGUAAUAUACCCUAUUCCUGCCCCGAUGCCGAUCCCAACAUUCAUGCCACUCACUUCUUCAAUGUUCAGAUCAAGUAUGAUGUACGGAGUAGACAUCAAUACACCCCCUUCGUACGUACUCGACUAACCUAACUCCAACUAGCAGAAGACAACCGUAGAAGAGCUUCUCUGGUCAGAGGCAG
This is a messenger RNA of Aspergillus heteromorphus CBS 117.55, 2293 nucleotides long. Its product is annotated as inositol-3-phosphate synthase INO1. The transcript has 3 exons. Gene Ontology annotation, cellular component: cytoplasm. The record is from RefSeq and is a predicted model, not a curated record. Gene Ontology annotation, biological process: inositol biosynthetic process; phospholipid biosynthetic process. Bases 254 to 1846 code for a protein of 530 amino acids. NCBI's taxonomy places the organism in Eukaryota, Fungi, Ascomycota, Eurotiomycetes, Eurotiales, Aspergillaceae. Gene Ontology annotation, molecular function: inositol-3-phosphate synthase activity.